Molecule: messenger RNA, 1451 nt
Organism: Ctenocephalides felis (cat flea)
Lineage: Eukaryota; Metazoa; Arthropoda; Insecta; Siphonaptera; Pulicidae
Product: histone acetyltransferase KAT8-like
Biological process (GO): regulation of DNA-templated transcription
Molecular function (GO): histone acetyltransferase activity
Source: RefSeq, a predicted model, not a curated record
GUUUGUUUGUGACGCAUAAAUAGGACAGCACGAGCAAGAACAGAAUUACAAUAAAUACUUGAAGAAUUAAUAAUGGUUUCAGAAAACGAACCUAAUAUAAAACCAGCCAUGGAAACAGACAUUGUCGAAAACAAUUCCAAAAUUAAGAUAACAGAAGAGAAUGAUGCUGAAAACGAUACAGAAGAGCAACCCUUAGAUAUUGGGGAUCAUUACUUAGUUCAACGAGGAAAAUACGAUUCUUGGCAACCUGGCGAAAUCAUUCAUACAAGAUUUAAUGAUGCAACUGGAAGAUAUGAAUAUUAUGUACAUUAUGAAGGAUACAAUCGAAGGCUUGACGAAUGGGACAAAGAAAGAAUUAUGUUAUCCAGAUUUGAUGUGCUUGACCAAGGGUGGAAGAGAGAAAAGAACACAACUACAGAUUUAUUAUCCACAGAAAACUCUGAUAGAAAAAUUACAAGAAAUCAGAAACGACGACAUGAUGAAAUAAAUCAUAUACCAAAAUCUUAUGCAGAUAUGGAUCCCACAACAGCUGCUUUGGAGCGAGAACAUGAAGCUAUCACAAAAGUUAAAUAUAUAGAUAAGAUACAAUUUGGAAAGUAUGAAAUUGAUACUUGGUACUUCAGUCCCUUUCCAGAAGAAUAUGGGAAACAACCAAAACUGUGGAUAUGUGAAUAUUGUUUAAAAUACAUGAAACUAGAGAAAACUUAUAGGUAUCACUUGGGUGACUGUCAAAGCAGGCAACCAGUUGGAAAAGAAAUAUAUCGAAAAGGCACUAUUUCUAUAUUUGAAGUUGAUGGCAAAGAUCAUAAAAUGUAUUGCCAAAACCUUUGUCUUUUAGCAAAAUUAUUUCUAGAUCACAAAACGUUAUACUUUGAUGUAGAGCCAUUUUUAUUUUAUGUAUUAUGUGAAGUUGACAAAGUAGGGGCACAUGUUGUAGGAUAUUUUUCCAAAGAAAAAGAUUCUCCAGAAGGAAAUAAUGUAGCUUGUAUCCUUACUUUACCGCCUUACCAAAGACAAGGCUAUGGUAAAUUAUUAAUAGCUUUCAGUUAUGAAUUGUCGAGGAUAGAAGAUUGUGUAGGAAGUCCAGAAAAACCUCUUUCAGAUUUAGGAAAACUUAGUUAUAGAAGUUAUUGGUCUUGGGUCAUUCUGGAAAUUUUAAGAGUUAGCAGGGGCACCUUGUCCAUUAAAGAUCUAAGUGACAUGAGUUGCAUUAAUCAGUCAGAUAUUAUCUACACCUUACAAUCAAUGAAUAUGGUGAAAUAUUGGAAAGGUCAACAUGUGAUAUGUGUUACACCUAAAUUAGUUAAUGAACAUUUGUCUUCACCCAUGUAUAAAAGACCAAGAUUAGUUGUAGAUUCAGCUGCACUUAGAUGGGCACCACCAAAAAAACCAAACAAUGCACAACGAAACAAAAAAUAAUUGAUUUCAAAAUAUUUUUGCGAUAAAUUAAG